Triplophysa dalaica is the source of this 7021-nucleotide messenger RNA. RefSeq names its product ATP-binding cassette, sub-family C (CFTR/MRP), member 5 (gene abcc5). The transcript is spliced from 25 exons. Gene Ontology annotation, molecular function: ABC-type transporter activity; ATP binding; ATP hydrolysis activity. Lineage: Eukaryota; Metazoa; Chordata; Actinopteri; Cypriniformes; Nemacheilidae. Bases 2169 to 5948 code for a protein of 1259 amino acids. Gene Ontology annotation, cellular component: membrane. The record is from RefSeq and is a predicted model, not a curated record. Gene Ontology annotation, biological process: transmembrane transport.
GGCUCUAAAAGGUUUUAAACAUUGAUACUGUGUACUGAAUCUCUGUGGUGUUCAAAUGGGGCUCCUAAAACCAUAAAUUCAUAUAACUCUAUUGCUAUUUAUAAAGUGCCUUCAUCAUAACCAGUGCCAAUGCCAAAUGAGUAUUACAACAUGCUUUGUGCCAAAUAGUUAAACGUGCUGUCCAUAAAAUAGAGAGAACUUUGUGCCAUAGAUGUCUAAUAAGCUUAAGAUGUUGUGGUUUGAUAUUACUGGUCAGACUUUUUUUUAUCAGAUGUCUUUCAGUUCCGUUCAAAUUUUAUUGAUCUUAAAUGCUCUGUAAUUUUAAGAAUCUUAGUCAUCGUUUUCCAGGACCUCUGACGCAAAACCAAAAAAACAAUUAAGCGAAAAACUGGUGCACCAUGACUGUGCAGUUUCUGUUUUUCUGUUGCCUUCUAGGUACCAAGUGAUAGAUGUUGGGAACUGCUUUUAUGAUCGAGAUUGAAUUAAAAAGUAUAGACUAUACCAUUACCCCACAGUUCUCUAGAAAUCCGGAAUCUUGUCUAACGAUUUUGGGUACAACCUAGAUUUAGGGGUUUAGAGGGAUGUCAUGGUAGAUCAGGAGGAUAGGCUAACACUUUCUUCAAGGAGAGCUUCUGUCACUGUCCCACCAUGGGCAACACAGCAAGGCUCUGUCUCCUUCAACCUGUGGAGAAAAUCGGGCUUAUCAAAACACUGUGAGCUGACUUCUCCUGUAAGUAGCGAUUCCCUGUAGAACGUCUCCUUGAAGAGAUACCUGUCCUUGCUCUGAUGACUGAGUUCAGGAGUUUUUCGGUACGGCGGGCGGGGGUGUUAAGGGUCAGAGGUCGCUGGGUCCCCAUGUGUGUGACAUGUGACAGAGGCUAUUCUUUAGAAUCCACAGGGUGUCCGUUUAACCCGCGGGGAGAGCAAAUGGCAGGCAGAGCCGCUGAGGAAUCCCAGGAGUCUUGCUAUGUGUUCUGAAAUGAUACGAAAAUGUUUCAAGGGUCAGGUUAUUGGUCGAUAAAGGAUUGUCAAACCGCCCAUUUUGUCAAUGUAUGUAUGGCGAUGAAUGUGGGCAACAUUUUGUGCCGAUGGACAAUCGAUCAGACUACCGCAGAUAUCCUUCCCGUUCCAAACCAGCUCCUGUGCUCAAAGAAAAACGGACUUGUGGGGUUUUUGGGGCUUUGUAUUUUGGACUGAAAGUGCAAUUUUCAGACCCACGAUUCUUGCUCUCAAUGUGGUGCUGGAUUUUUGACCCAUUUCAUGGACACCUUUUCGGGCAACGUAGCGCGCCUAAUGCAAUGAUGCAUAAAUGAGUCUGAUAACAUGUAUGCCGCUGCCCCAGUAACCUCAAUUAAAUGUAAACGGGACAGCUUUUAAGUACCGACAACUGACACACGGACUCUGAAAAAGAACAAGAUGUGAUUUCUUUUCCUAUGAAACAAUGUGCUUUUUGUUUUUCAUGCUCAGGAAUAUUGACUCGCCUGAUUCAUGUUUUGUCUUGCUUGUUUUGUGUAUUUUAUAAUUGCUGAAUGUUUUUUUCAAGGUGAACGUUUCAAGGUGUCUUUAAUAAAAAUAGUAGCUGUGUUCAACCACAUGGGGUUUCCCGUGUUGCCAGUUUAUGUGUGCAUAUCCUUGACUGCGUAUGUGCAUGCGACAUGAGAACGGUGCGCGUGUGGGUGCGACUGCGUGCGUGUGUUUACCUGCUUGUAUGAGUUUCUUAAAAUGUGUCUUGUUUUUUUUGUUGCUUCAGCACACUCUGCUACUAAUGAUUGAUUUAAUUGAUAUUAAUUUUCAGGUGUUAAAACUAGAGUACGUCUCCAUGCUGUACCCCAACCUGGUGUGACUGUAGGUAAAAUGUCUUUGAAUCCCCGACCGAGGGGCAUUAUGAUUCACACUGCUAGCAAACGUAAAAUGUCUCAUAUGUCCCAGACCGAUCCAAACUGUUUGAUGUCUCUCUUGUUCUUUUCCAAAGGCUAGAGAAAAGGGCCGCUUAAGGUAAAGCUAUUAGAACACAGGCUGACAUUCAGUAGACGUUGCCGCUCGCUCACUGUGUCCAAUGACUAGAAAUUACGACAUAUAUAAUCUGAUGAAGGAUGUAAUAAUGUCAGGAAGGUCACAGUAGCUCUUAAAUUGUUGAUGUAUUGCCGUGAUGGUGCUAGUGCGCCGAUAUGUGUGUAUCCUCAGUCACGUCUGCUGUGUCCUGUUGCCCCCUUGCUCGUCCUCCCUCUCCCCAGGCUUUUGUGGUGAAGCGGUUACUGGAGUAUACUCAGAUGAGCGAACCCAACCUGCCCUACGGCCUGCUGCUGGUUCUUGGCCUCUUGACCACCGAGCUGAUUCGCUCCUGGUCCCUCGCCCUCACCUGGGCGCUCAACUACCGCACCGGCACGCGUAUGCGCGGAGCCAUCCUCACCAUGGCCUUCCACAAGAUACUGCGUCUGCGCAGCCUGCGGGACAAGAGCAUGGGAGAGCUGAUCAAUAUGUGUUCGAGUGACGGGCAGCGCAUGUUUGAGGCUGCCGCUGUGGGUAGUCUGAUGGCCGGUGGCCCCCUGGUGGCUGUGCUGGGAAUGGGAUAUAACUUGUACGUGUUGGGGCCGACUUCUCUCUUGGGCUCGGCUGUGUUCAUCCUCUUCUAUCCCACCAUGAUGUUCAGCUCCAGACUGACAGCGUACUUCAGGAGGAAGGGAGUGGCUGUGACCGACCAGCGGGUUCAAAAGAUGAAUGAGAUUUUGAACUACAUCAAGUUUAUUAAGAUGUAUGCCUGGGUUAAGGCCUUCUCGCAAGCAGUACGACGAAUAAGAAGUGAGGAGCGGCAGAUUCUGGAGCGUACGGGAUAUUUCCAGAGCAUAACGGUUGGCGUGGCACCCAUCGUUGUGGUGAUCGCCAGCGUGGCGACGUUCUCCACCCACAUGUUGCUUGGCUAUGACCUCAAUGCCGUACAGGCAUUCACAGUCGUGACUGUUUUCAAUGCAAUGACGUUUGCUCUGAAGGUCACACCAUUCUCUGUCAAAUCUCUGUCAGAGGCAUCUGUUGCUAUAGACAGGUUUAAGAGUUUGCUCCUGAUGGCCGAGGUGAAGAUGAUACGCGAGCUGCCACGGAAUCCUUCCAUUGCCAUAGAGAUGACCGGUGCCAGUUUGGCAUGGGAGACGGGGAGUCACAGUGCCCAGCCUACGCCCCGUGGAACACCCUACGUAGGCCUGGGAAUGAAAGGGUGUCGAAAGAAACGCAGCCAACAGGAUGACACAAGACAUCAUAAGAGGUUGGAGGAGGAACAGAACGGCCAUUUGUUGAAUGAUGUGUCUGGAGACAUGACCGCCAGCCCUGAUGAUCACACCCUACAAGUGCCAACCAUCAGCCAACGACUGCAGAGAACUCUUCACUGCAUCGAUCUCACUAUACCAAAGGGGAAGCUGGUUGGAGUCUGUGGCAGUGUGGGAAGUGGCAAAACAUCUCUCAUCUCUGCCAUUCUUGGCCAGAUGACCCUUUUAGAGGGGACCAUCGCGGUUGAUGGAGAUUUUGCGUACGUGGCACAACAGGCCUGGAUUUUUAACGCCACCUUUCGCGACAACAUCCAGUUCGGGAAGGAAAUGGAAGAAGAGAGGUAUCAGGCUAUUUUGAGCGCUUGCUGUUUGAGACCAGACCUGGCUAUUCUCCCUAAUGCCGACCUGACUGAGAUUGGAGAACGUGGUGCCAAUCUGAGCGGCGGUCAGCGUCAGAGGAUCAGUCUGGCCAGAGCCUUAUACAGCAACAGGGACAUUUACAUCCUGGACGACCCUCUUAGUGCCCUGGACGCCCAUGUCGGAAACCACAUCUUCAACAACGCCAUUAAGAAGCACAUGCGCGGCAAGACCAUCAUAUUCGUCACUCACCAGCUUCAGUACCUGGUGGACUGUGAUGAUGUGAUCUUAAUGCGUGACGGCAGUAUCACAGAGCAGGGCAGUCAUGAGGACCUGAUGAAUCUGAACGGAGACUACGCCGCCAUGUUCAACAGCCUGCAACUGGGAGAUUCGCCCAUAAUCGAGGUGCCGCAUAAGAACGCCGGGAGCUCCCUGAAGAAACCUUUAGAGAAAAACAAGGCUGGAUCCAUCAAAAAGGAAAAAACGCCCAAUGAGGAUAAUGGUCAGCUGAUGCAGGUGGAGGAGCAAGGGAAGGGCUCAGUGCCCUGGGCGGUGUACAGCGUAUACAUCCAGGCUCUAGGAGGCCUGCCUGUCUUCUUUUUCAUCCUGGCACUUUUUGUUCUCAAUGUGGGCAGCACCGCCUUCAGCAACUGGUGGCUCAGCUACUGGAUCAAACAGGGCAGCGGGAACACAACAGUACAGGUUGGAAACAGUUCAGUGUUGAGUGAGAGUAUGAGGGAUAAUCCUCAGAUGCAUUAUUACGCUGUCGUCUACACCAUGUCUAUGGUUGUCAUGCUUCUUCUCAAACUACUGCGAGGCAUCGUGUUUGUCAAGGGAACUCUGCGUGCCUCCUCGAAGCUCCACGACGAACUUUUCCAAAAGAUCCUCCGCAGCCCCAUGAAGUUUUUCGACACGACACCCACGGCUCGCAUACUCAACAGAUUCAAUAAAGACAUGGAUGAAGUGGAUACACGUCUGCCGUUUCAAGCUGAGAUGUUCAUUCAGAACGUGAUUCUGGUCCUGUUUUGUCUGGGCGUGAUCAGCAGCGUUUUCCCAUGGUUCCUGGUGGCAGUGGGGCCACUGGUGCUUCUCUUUACUGUGCUGCACGUUGUGUCUCGGGUCUUCAUAAGGGAACUCAAACGAUUAGACAACGUCACACAGUCGCCGUUCCUGUCUCACAUCGCCUCCAGCAUUCAGGGCCUCACUACAGUGCACGCUUAUGGGAAAGAGGAGGAAUUCCUGCUCCGGUAUCAGGAACUGCUGGAUCAGAAUCAGGCUCCCUUCUAUCUGUUUAGCUGUGCCAUGCGAUGGCUGGCUGUGCGUCUGGAUGUCAUCAGCGUGGCUCUCAUUAGCAUCACGGGUUUGAUGAUCGUCCUCAUGCACGGAAAUAUUCCUCCCGCCUAUGCAGGCCUGGCCAUUUCCUACGCCGUGCAGCUCACAGGAUUAUUCCAGUUUACCGUUCGCCUGGCCUCUGAGACUGAGGCUCGGUUCACCUCAGUAGAGAGAAUCAAUCAAUACAUCAAGUCUCUGUCUCUGGAGGCUCCAGCCCGGGUGAAAAACAAGGCACCCCCAGCCGACUGGCCCCAGGAGGGCGAGAUCGUGUUUGAUGGAACAGAGAUGAGGUACAGAGACAACCUCCCGCUGGUACUGAAGAAAGUUUCUUGCACCAUUCGACCGAAAGAAAAAGUCGGCAUUGUGGGACGGACGGGCUCAGGGAAGUCUUCUCUUGGAGUUGUACUCUACCGGUUGGUUGAACCUUGCGGUGGCUCCAUUAAGAUUGACGGCAUCAACAUCUGUGACAUCGGCCUUGCAGAUUUGCGCAGCAAGCUGUCAAUCAUUCCACAGGAGCCAGUGCUUUUCAGUGGUACCGUCAGAUCCAACCUGGAUCCUUUCAACCUGUAUUCUGAGGAGCAAAUCUGGGACACCCUAAAGAGGACACACAUGAAAGAAUGCGUUUCUCAGCUGCCAUUGAAGCUGGAGUCCGAGGUGGUGGAGAACGGAGAGAACUUCUCUGUGGGUGAGAGGCAGCUGCUUUGUGUAGCCAGAGUUCUACUGAGACAGUGCAAGAUCCUGAUCCUGGACGAGGCCACGGCGGCUAUGGACACGGAAACAGAUUGCUUAAUUCAGGAGACGAUUCGUAACGCAUUCCAGGACUGCACCACUUUGACCAUCGCACACAGACUGCAGACAGUACUCAACUGUGAUCGUAUCAUGGUGCUAAAUCAGGGCCAGGUGGUGGAAUUCGACGAGCCGUCCAAGCUUCUGGCCAACGAAAACUCUCGCUUCUCUGCAAUGCUGGCAGCGGUGGAGAACAAAAUCUCCGUAAGAGGCUAAAGGACGUCCUGGCCAAGGUUCCGCUCCCGAGGACCGGCGGGAACAUUCUUCAUUGAUAUUCCAGUCAUCGCUGCUUCGAUGUCGCUCUCUCCUUCAGCCCCCCAGGGACCUUUGGAGGGAGAUUAUUGUAUUUCCAUGAAACUCAUGGGCUGUCAUUAGGGGCACGCCUGCUAAGAUGUACUUCUUGUGUAAGCUUAAAAGGUUAGGUCAAGGAACGCUGGAAUGCUAUUUACGUAACAGAGGACGAAAUGUAGAUCCAUCCACGCGAACGGUGCGUUUCACUGAGUAUAAUCUCUGUUUAUAUGAGUAUAUAUAUAUUUACAAGUUGGGCGCAGAGUCUCCUUUUGUACCGAUUCUGCAGGGUAUGUACAGUAACGUGUAAAAUAUAUAUAUACAUACACACACAUUCAGAUGUAUCAUCUUUCAUUACUGUUUCAUAUUUUUGACAACUUGACCGUCAAGUGUAACUGUUGUCUCGUGAGAACCCUGAACUCUGGCACAGGUGAUGUUGAACGAGCUCCAGAGAAACAGUGCUGGUUUUUUACUGUAUCCUGGUUCGGCACACCGAGGAUUCAGUCGUAUAGCUAAGAGGCCUUGUAUAUUUAUAGCUAAUUUCCACUGUUAUCAUUUUGCCUGUACCUUUUAUAGUUUCCUCUUACGUGGUCAGUUUUGCUUGGUUUCGUAUGAAUGCAUUCUUAUUUUGAUUGCACUUUGCGUCCACUGAGGAUCUGCUCUUCUGUGGGUAGACCUCUUUACUUUUUACUUUUUAAGAGAUGCUAGUCGAGCAUAAUGGCUUGAUUUGCUUAACCGGUCCUUUUGUUUUGUGUGUGUGUGUGUGUGUUACAUUGUCACAGCACUGGUACAAAGAGAUGACGAAUAAAUGAACCUCCUGCAUCAGGUUGUGAUGGUCUGCACGAAGGGAAAUCUGGUUUCCGACACAUCCCUCGUCAGAUCCAGUUGGUUAUUUCCGUUAUUUACAUAGCCUUAGCAUGGUUUCUUAAAUGCCUUGUGAAAAGGGUGGAAUGAGAGGAGGGAGCACUCUCCACAGUUUUAAUAAAUUUAUUUUAGGUUUA